AUGUCUGGAGGAGAAGUGGCCUACACAGUACUGGAGGUGCUCAUCGCUGUUGCUUGCUGUCUGGGCAAUGUGCUGGUGAUCUGGGCAGUGUGGUUAAACAGCUCUCUACGGCAGCCCACCUUCUGCUUUCUGGUUUCUCUGGCUGUGGCAGACUUCCUUGUAGGUUCUGUGGCUGUGCCAGCGGCUAUACUGGUAGAUGGAAGAGUGCAGACCUCAUUCAAUGUCUGUCUCUUCAUAAGCUGUGUGGAAAUUCUGUUGACAUUGGCCUCUGUACUGUUUCUGCUAGCCAUCUCUGUAGACCGAUGUCUACGCGUCUUCAUCCCGCUCAGGUACAAGAGGACAGUGACAGAGAGGAGAUCUUGGGUGGUGGUAGCAAUAUGUUGGUUUGUUGCCUUCAUGUUGAGCUUCCUACCCAUGUUUGGGUGGUACAACCGUGACACCUUGUCUCACUCAGGGAACUCAACCACCAUCAUCUGCCAUUUCCUGGCUGUGAUUCCCAUGUCAUACAUCGUAUACUUCAAUUUCUUCCUCUGCACCCUCACCCCGUUGCUUAUCAUGGCUGUCCUGUACUGCUACAUAUUCUGUACGAUCCGGAAGAACCUGAAGGGGAGGACGGGUAGCGGUGCCCAGUCCCACACCUACUUCAGGAAGGAGAGGAGCCUGGCCCGAUCCCUGACUCUGGUCCUGGUGCUGUUCGCCUUCUGCUGGCUCCCUCUGCACUUCAUGAACUGUGUUGCCUACUUUGGUAACCCAUCAGACAUACCCCACCAGGCCUUCUACGUGGGCAUCCUCCUCUCCCAUGGCAAUUCAGCUGUCAACCCGAUCGUGUAUGCCUUCAAGAUCCGCAAGAUCCAGGAAGCGUACCUGAGGAUAUGGAGGAAGUUUGUGUGUCGAGGUGACAACCAGACCACUGAGAAGAACAUCAGCAGUAACCCCAGAAAUGACUAAUUGAGCGGCGUUCAACAUUGUGAGUGAGGGACAGUUAGUGACAUGUAAAGAGUGUGGUAAGAAGUUAUAGUUCCAGGGUUUUAUUCUCAGAUCCUUUGAAAAUGGUCAUUGUAGGGAUGCAAAGCAAUUUAGAAUGUGGUCUACAUCUCAUAUGUGUCUUUAUGCGUUGUAUUAACAGUAUAAUAUAAACAUGUGUUACUGUUAUAGAUCAGGUAGAGCUAAGGUCCUCUGUAGCUCAGCUGGUAGAGCACGGCGCUUGUAAUGCCAAGGUAGUGGGUUCGAUCCCCGGGACCACC
Molecule: messenger RNA, 1244 nt
Organism: Coregonus clupeaformis (lake whitefish)
Lineage: Eukaryota; Metazoa; Chordata; Actinopteri; Salmoniformes; Salmonidae
Product: adenosine receptor A1-like
Exons: 2
Coding region: 1-948 (315 amino acids)
Biological process (GO): G protein-coupled adenosine receptor signaling pathway
Cellular component (GO): membrane; dendrite; synapse
Molecular function (GO): G protein-coupled adenosine receptor activity
Source: RefSeq, a predicted model, not a curated record